Messenger RNA from Eucalyptus grandis, 1499 nucleotides. Its product is annotated as protein CUP-SHAPED COTYLEDON 3. The transcript has 3 exons. Bases 58 to 1332 code for a protein of 424 amino acids. Gene Ontology annotation, molecular function: DNA binding. The record is from RefSeq and is a predicted model, not a curated record. Gene Ontology annotation, biological process: regulation of DNA-templated transcription. NCBI's taxonomy places the organism in Eukaryota, Viridiplantae, Streptophyta, Magnoliopsida, Myrtales, Myrtaceae.
UCUCUCUCCCUCUCUCUCUCUCUCUCUCUCUCGAACACACGCAGUCUUAGAGUCGGUAUGCUGGGAGUGGAGGAUUUGCUCUGCGAGCUGCGCAGAGAAGAAGGGAACGAGCAAGGGCUACCGCCAGGUUUCAGGUUCCACCCCACUGACGAAGAGCUCAUCACCUUCUACUUGGCUUCCAAGGUCUUCAAUGGCGCUUUCUCUGGCCUCGACAUCGCCGAGGUUGACCUCAACCGAUGCGAGCCCUGGGAUCUCCCUGAGGUCGCAAAGAUGGGGGAGAGAGAGUGGUACUUCUUCAGCCUUCGAGACCGCAAGUACCCGACGGGGCUCCGGACGAACCGGGCCACUGGCGCUGGCUACUGGAAAGCCACGGGAAAGGACAGGGAGGUCCACAGCGCCGCCACCGGGGCGCUCCUCGGCAUGAAGAAGACGCUCGUCUUCUACAGAGGCCGAGCUCCCCGCGGCGAGAAGACCAAGUGGGUCAUGCACGAGUACCGCCUUGACGGCCACUUCUCCUGCCGUCACACGUGCAAGGAUGAAUGGGUCAUAUGCAGGAUAUUCCACAAGACAAUGGAGAAGAAGAGCCUGCUCUUCCAAGGCCAAAAUUACAUGCUUGAAGUUUGCUCACCCCCUAGCACUGGUUCGUUGCCUCAGCUUCUUGAAACCCCAAUUACAUCAACGCCACCACCAAAUCAUCUACUAGAGCACCAAUCUCAGGCCAAUAGUUACCAAAACCAAACCCAACCUUUUCUGAUGCACCAAAGAGACAUUGAUUUCAAAACCCUAAUGAGCAACCCAUUUGUCCCGCUAGUACCUGAUCUUCAAGCACCCUCAUUUUCACCCACAGUCACCACCACCACGCACAAAGACUCGUACAACAACACAGACACCAAAAACAUCAUCGUCACCCCAUCACUAGUCUCGCCAUCGUCGAUGCUCUUCAAGUCCCUUCUCUCACAUCAAGACCUUUUCACAGCUACUAAUUUGAAGGAACACCAGCACCACACUGUGCUCAACCAGUGCAAGACAGAGACCAACUUUUCCCAUUUCCAGCUAAACGUCGACGAUGAUAAUGAUGCCGAUGGCUUGCACAGUGUUGUGGACAAGAUUCACAUUGUCCCAUUUCAUCAAAAUCACCAAAGCCCCGUGCUUUUCGAGAUGGACACUCACCCUACAACUACAUCUUCUGUUCCAGAUAAUAAUAAUGCACCUCAUGGCCACACUGUUCAUCAUGAGAUGUCCACGUCAACAAUGGCUUUCAACAGGGUCGGGCCGUCCUUUCAGAUGCUGGUGGAUCCUGCCUUCAGAGAAUCCUGGCCGUUGGAUCCUUGAGAGAGAGAGAGAACUCCAGUUUUUCCUUAGCCAUUUGUUCUCUCUCCCUCCCUCCCCUAUAAUGUAAUUUAUAUAGUUUUAGAAAUUUCAUAGCUGUAAUCAGAAAAGGGUAUUGCGCGGUUGUGACAUGGGGAACCUCAGACUUUAUGGGUGUGUUUUUUUGUACU